Molecule: messenger RNA, 1552 nt
Organism: Camelina sativa (false flax)
Lineage: Eukaryota; Viridiplantae; Streptophyta; Magnoliopsida; Brassicales; Brassicaceae
Product: putative glutamine amidotransferase GAT1_2.1
Cellular component (GO): cytosol
Molecular function (GO): hydrolase activity, acting on carbon-nitrogen (but not peptide) bonds, in linear amides
Source: RefSeq, a predicted model, not a curated record
CACCACUCGAGCUUCUGCGUCUAAGGUCAUAUAUAGCUCACAUAGAAAAUGGAGAAUCCAAGCGUUAAUGAUCUAUCUCAGAUCCUCCCUCGCGUCCUUGUCGUCUCUAGACGCACCCUUCGCAAGAACAAGUUCGUCGAUUUCGUUGGUGAGUACCAUCUUGAUCUUAUUGUGGAGUACGGUGCUGUACCGGUGAUUGUCCCACGAGUGUCUGGUGUUCACAAGUUGUUAGAGAGCUUCAAACCAAUCCAUGGAGUUCUACUCUGUGAAGGAGAAGACAUCGACCCUUCUCUAUAUGAGUCCGAAUUAUCUUCCCUAUCACCUCAAGAACUCGACGAGAUUAGAAAAACACACGCAAGUGAUACAGCUAUCGACAAGGAAAAAGACUCUAUUGAGUUUGCCCUAGCAAAGCUCUGCCUAGAACAGAACAUUCCUUACUUAGGAAUUUGUAGAGGAUCACAGGUCUUGAAUGUUUCUUGUGGUGGGAGUCUUUAUCAAGACCUUGAGACAGAGGUCACAAAUUACGUCUCUGAUGAAAACAAAAGAAACCACAUCGAUUAUGAUGACUAUGAUGGUUAUAGACAUGAGGUGAAGAUAGUAAAAAACACUCCUUUGCAUAAAUGGUUUAAAGAUUCCUUAGAUGAAGAAAAGAUGGAGAUCUUGGUCAACAGUUAUCACCACCAAGGAGUUAAGAGAUUGGCGAAAAGGUUCGUGCCAAUGGCUUUUGCUCCUGAUGGAUUGAUUGAAGGGUUUUAUGAUCCUGAUAUGUAUAAUCCUGAUGAGGGAAAGUUCCUAGUGGGUUUACAGUUCCAUCCAGAGAGGAUGAGAAAGAACGGUCUCGAAGAAUUUGAUUUUCCUGGUUGUUCUGUUGCUUAUCAGGAAUUUGCAAAGGCAGUUAUUGCAUGUCAAAAGAAGCUGAAUAGCACAUUGUCCGUUCCUAAGAAAUUGGAACUCAAUCCAGAAAUGGAGAACAAAAGAAAGAUACUUGUCAGGAGCUUCUCGCUUGCUAGGUCUAUGUACACCAGAUCUUAUUCGUUGAAUAACCAACCCAUAGAAUCAGAACUUAAAGUUGGGGCUGAGUUUCUUGAGUCAAAUACGGCUCUAAGUGUGAAACAAGAGAUGAGGCUGAAGGAGAUGGGAGCGACAAUGAGGAACGGUGGAUCAUUUACGGAAAAGCUUAGGCUUGAUGAGGAGAAGCAGAGGAAAGCGAUGAACAUAAUGAAGAAGAUGAACGUUGAGAGACUCUCUGAGCUCAUCACUUUCUAUCAACUGAUGGGUAAGAUCUCUAGUGAGGUGUUGGAGAGAAAACUUCAUGCCUCAGUCAAUGAACACAACCUCACUUCUCAAUGACAUCAGCUAAAAAACUAUAAUGAUGUAUUGAUUAAUGGCAUUAAUUUAAUGCUUAAGUUUGGCUUUUAAAAAUUUUUUUUUGUGUGUUUUAAGUUACUUUUGUGCUUUGGAAACGUAUUACAUGACUUACUUUCAAUAAGCAUACGACUUGCAACGAAAGAACCUUGUAAAUUUGUAAUGUUUGGCUUUUUUAGCCAAUAAA